AUGCUAAAUACUAAUACUAAAAUCAUUUUAAAAAAUAGUAUGCGUGCAUUCAUCCUUUCACUAAACCAACGUAAUCAGAACUUUAGAAUAUUAUAUUUACAAAAACAAACGAAUAACAAAAACUGCAAUUCUAAUAAAUGGUCCCGACGUGAAUUCCAGGUGUGCGGGAUCGUUCAUCGCUUCCGUGCCCCUUUGCCCAGACUUGCCUCAUCCUGCGCUUCACAGGCAGCCAGAAGGCACAGUUACCAACACUAACGGGUACUUAACGGAGCCAGGCGUGUGAAAGAGCUGAAAAGAACAGCUCGUUUGUUUAUUUUUCGGAGGAUGUUGCAUCCCACUAUUGUUAGAACAAGAAUUGGUGGUGCUAAAGCUAUCUUACAAAAAAAAAACAAAAACAUCAGGUCAUAAAAAACACGUAGGUCACCAGUGGUCACUGCAUCCGCGGAGUAGUCGCCUAGGUGCUGACAGGUGGAGGUACUGUAAGCCAGUCGCGGGCAGGCGGCGAAGCGUAGCGAUGGUGGUUAGCAGGCAGGUGGAUUUCCGGAGUGAUUGACGGGCCCCGCUUACGUCAUCACAAAGGGGGCUGUUCCUCGGUGCGGAGUUCUCAAUAGAGAAAGAGAAACAGAGAGAGAGAGAGAGAGAGACAGAAGGGGGCUCUUGACUGGCGAAGCUGUGUGAUAACAGUCACGCAUUGGUCCCAGAAUGAGUGCGAGGGAGUAAUAAGAGAGGCCGGCGACCUACUCUUCGGAGUCGGGCUUCGAAACCAACGAGCCUCUUUUUGUUUCCAUUGAUAUCCAAUGCUGGCGGAAUGAGCACACUGGAGAGAAUGCUUUUUUCUUUUGCGCGUCCUUGUCAUGCUGUCAAGUGAAGACAAAUAAGAAGAACACGGCAAAAAAAAAAAGAGCAAAACAAAACAGCGGAAUAUGGGAGAUUACAAAGGAGGAGGAGGAGUAUGUUUUUUUACAGAGGCCCAACACAGGAGGGAUUAACAGCAAUGUCAGUAAGCUGUAAAAAUAUCAUUUGGUGGCAGAUUGAGUGGAGACCUCUGAGUGAAGAGGCAAAUUCACUACUAUCCUCACGUCCUGAGAAGAGAACGCUGGAUAAAAACAUUUUUAAACAGCAUCAACUUUUGACGUAAUUGAAGUUGCAAAUGGUACUUUGAAAAUGAUGAAGAGGCCUAACUUUGAAAAAAUGGGUAACUCAUGGAAAUUAACAGUUAGAGGCUGAAGAGUCAGGACAGAGAUUUUGCAAUGCAAGUUAUAUUUACAAGGCUGUAUGUUAACUUAAGCAUUUUUGCUGAUAGAAAAUAUGACUUCAUAUAAUUGAUUCAUCUUUAGUAUUUAUUUUCUCGACGUUUUGCUAACUUAUUGAAACUAAAACUAGUUUUGAAAUACACAUUAGAGGACAAACAGUCCUGAAUUGGCAAUAAAAUGAAAAUGCCUGUUGCCUUUUAAAAAUGGCAGCAAAACGAGACUAUGUGCCCAACCUCCAUGGAUUUGACCUGGGGAGUCGCUUUAUUGACUUGAAACCUUUGGGAUAUGGGGCCAAUGGACUAGUACUGUCUGCAAUGGACAUAAAGAGUUGUCAAAAGGUUGCAAUAAAGAAGAUUGUCAUCACAGAUUCAUUGAGCAUCAAGCACACCCUUCGUGAGGUAAAAAUCAUCCGACGAUUGCAGCAUGAUAAUGUCGUUAAAGUGUUUGAGGUACUGGGUCCACAAGGCAGUGCCUUGUCCCAUGAUGUCUGUAAUCUGACCACAGUUUAUAUUGUUCAGGAGUAUAUGGAGACAGAUCUAUCACGUCUCCUGGAACAAGGGCCCCUGUCAGAAGAGCAUGCUAAGCUAUUUACUUACCAGCUUCUUCGUGGCCUGAAAUACAUCCACUCUGCUAAUGUUCUGCAUAGAGACUUAAAACCAGCCAAUAUCUUCAUCAACACUGAAGACCUACUUCUGAAAAUUGGAGAUUUUGGCCUGGCAAGGAUUGUUGAUCCACACUACUCACAUAAAGGCUAUCUGUCUGAAGGACUUGUGACAAAAUGGUAUCGAUCUCCAAGACUACUUCUCUCACCAAACAACUACACCAAAGCCAUUGACAUGUGGGCAGCAGGAUGUAUUUUGGCAGAGAUGCUGACUGGGAGGAUGCUCUUUGCUGGUGCCCAUGAAUUGGAACAGAUGCAGCUUAUACUGGAGACUAUUCCUGUAAUCCGAGAGGAAGACAAGCAAGAGCUUCUUAAGGUGAUGCCAACGUACAUCAAUUCUACAUGGGAAGUGAAAAAGCCACUUAAGGACCUGUUACCAGAGGUCAAUGCCGAAGCCAUUGAUUUCCUCAAACAAAUCUUGACUUUUAACCCUAUGGACCGAAUGACAGCUGAGGAGGCUCUGGGACAUCGGUACAUGAAGCAGUACUCUUGUCCAGAAGAUGAGCCAACUUCACAGCACCCUUUUCGGAUUGAAGAUGAAAUCGAUGACAUCUUACUCAUGGAGGCCAGUCAGAGCCAAAUGUCCGCGUGGGAGAGAUACAGUGGCAGGUUUUCUCCAGGGUGUCGUGUUUCCUCCCACAUCCCAAAUACAUUGAGGUUUCAGACAAGCCUAUCAUCUGAUCUAGAGUGGCAGCAACGCGAUCGAUGCAUUGAGACGACAAUAGUAACUGAGGUGCAACGUGAUCCUCGAGCUGGCUCGAUGCCUAUCCUAGAAGAAGCACAGGUGGAUCCACGCAAGUACUCCCACAGCAGUUCAGAGCGUUUUCUAGAACAUUCGCAUUCUUCAUUGGAACGAGCAGGAACAGGAGACUCUGACUAUGGGAGAUCGUGUGACUACAAAGUGGGUUCACCUUCCUACCUGGACAAGCUGCUAUGGCGAGAUGGAAAACUCCAUCACUACUCUGAACCGAAGCUUAUUCUGGACCUCUCACACUGGAAGCGCAAUAAUUUUCCAGAGUCGGGUGGCGGAAGUGACAGGAGUGGAAGGAGACAAGGUGGAGGGAUGGUUGAUCAAGGUGAUCACACUUCUGACCUCUUUUCAGAAAUAUCUCGUUGGGUGGAAAGUACCCAGGAUAGAUUUGAAAUCUCUAGUCCUCCACCACUUAUGCCUGCCCCAGAGAUCCAACAUGAAACAGUCCAGGCUUCCUCGGACUCUCCCUUCUUGACUUCAUCUGCGCCAACUUCAAAACUUGCUAAUGGGAAAGAGGCCGAAUUUGACUUGGAUGUAUUCAUUUCCCGGGCUCUGAAGCUCUGCAGCAAUCCUGAGGAACAUACUGAUAACCGCUUGACAGAUAUAAAUGGCUCUUGCAUCCAAGAACACCCACCAGAACUGGUACCAACUGAUGUCUUCCAGAGAGAGCGAUGGUAGAAUUGUUUUGGGGUGUGUUAGAUUCUUUUGCGAGUGUGUUUUAAAAGAGCCUUUCAAGUCUUGGCUGGUGUCAGUGUGUGUUGAGACAAAGUGUGGCCAAGACAGAUUCAGAUUUAGAAGCAGUACAAGCAAGGCACAUUCUGAAAGUGAAUUAAAAAGUGCAAGCGCAAGAAUUGUAAUGAUAGCAAAAAUAAUAUCCAUUUGUGGAAAAUGACUUAAAAGGUAAUCAUCAUGAUGCUUCAAAAUUCAGGCUGGCCUGUAAAUAGAGCCACUCGGCAAGAUUUAGAAAUUUGCAAGACUAUUCUGAAGUUUAGGAAAUAAACUGUUUAUGAAAUGCUUGCUAGCUCUGAUAUACCCAGUUCUAUUUUCGGGAAUAUUUUACAUUUGUAACAAUAAUUUUAUAAAUUAUGUAAGUGGUUAAAAAAGGAUUUGAGGGCCUCUUACUAUGUGUGUAGUUGAGGAUCACAUGAAGACAGGGCCCCACUAUACUCUACAUGUACUGAUGCUUGACAUACUGUGAAGGAAGACAAAUACACUCAGUAUGGUAAACUUGAAAGUAGCUGAAUAAAAUGAAAACGCUACCUCCUUUACGAUGCAACUUAAAAAAAUAGAUCUGCAGAUACUUUGAGCCAGGGCCGUAGAUGUCCUUUAACUAUCAUGCAGAACAGAAUUGCUUCUGAGCUUUCCUAAGCAGCUUCAUUGUGAAGCUUUUGAUCUUCUUUCAUCAGUUCAGGUACAGUAAAUGAGCUUUUUAUAACCUUUCUGAGCAUGGCUGGUUGAGAAGGUCAUUCCAAAUUUUUUUAGACCUCCUUCAGAUGCUGGUUUCAGGAGUGCCAAAGCAUGUACUAAAUGCACCUGCACCAGUAGGCCACACUACAUUUGCUGUCUUUCUCGAUUGAUGUAUUUAUUUAGUUCAUUGGAGGAAUUAUAUGCUUAUUUAUUGGAAGUUCUUCUUUCCAACACCUGUGGACUUAGCAUGUUGAGACAGAAAUUAAGUUGCAGUAGUUGAUACCACAGAAGAAUGAAUUACUGGGGAGGUAUAGAAAAGACAAGACAAAUUAAGAUUUUUCUGGUUAAACUGUGACAGUAAAUAUGAGUACAUAGCUUGAUUCUACAGAAAUGCCUUCUUCCACUAGAUGAUCGCAAAAUGAUUGUAUACAAGAACAACUUAGCCACCCUGAGGAAGAUACACUUCCAAGAUGGUCUAAGCUUUCCUAUGUGUUUUUAUAUAUUCUUCAAAUUUCUCACAAAUUAUUAUGUAUGCCUAACUCCUGAAGUGGCAUUGUUGGAAGAAUCUCUGACAUUGUAUUCAGAAGUCAGUGCAAAUUAUAACCAGUAUCCAUUUUAGUAGACAACAUGUGUUAAAGAGCCUUAAUACAGAAGCUUAUUUCCACCACUCAAAGAAUUUUUUUAUUGCCUUAUCCACCACCACCCCCCAUUCUAUAGAAGUAUUGUGUUACUUUGCUAACAUAUUACAUUAUUUAGCAAAAGAAUUUUCCUUAUUUUGCAAUAAAUAUUGAAUCAUUUCACAAAGAUAUUUCCUGCUGUAGUCAGUAACAUCUUGCAAACAAGAAAUGAACAAAUAUUAUAGGUAUACAUUUCAUUCUUCAUAUGCUGAGGGAUAAAUUUAAUCCACCCAGUGUAGGGUCACAGGGAGCCAGUAGUCAUCACAGCAUCACUGGGUGUAAGGCAAGAAGCAAAUGUGGUGGAUGGUUCACCUGUCCAUUUGCAGGGCACAUCCUUACAGCCAAUCAGAAAAGAGUGUGCUGUGUGCAAUCCAAUAGCAGAAACCUAUUAAUAAAGUGUCAGUUUAGUCCUAAUCCAGCUAUUUAAUAAUAAUAAUUCUUUACAUUUAUAUAGCGCUUUUCUCACUAUUCAAAGU
Erpetoichthys calabaricus (reedfish) is the source of this 5225-nucleotide messenger RNA. RefSeq names its product mitogen-activated protein kinase 4 (gene mapk4). Gene Ontology annotation, biological process: protein phosphorylation; intracellular signal transduction; cell surface receptor signaling pathway. Gene Ontology annotation, cellular component: nucleus; cytoplasm. The transcript has 7 exons. The record is from RefSeq and is a predicted model, not a curated record. Gene Ontology annotation, molecular function: ATP binding; MAP kinase activity. The coding region runs from base 1457 to 3343 and encodes 628 amino acids. Lineage: Eukaryota; Metazoa; Chordata; Cladistia; Polypteriformes; Polypteridae.